CUCUCUAGUGCAACCUGAACUAGUGACACACCACUGAAGUCUUGCUUUUAAAGACAGAUUAGUUUAUCCUGCUUAUAAGUAUUAAAUAUUUAUGUCUUUAAGUAUACUAUUUUUGACAGUGGCUUAAAGAGAGAGAAAAACAUUAUUUUUGUGUAUUGUCGUGUAUCGGUGGUCGAAUGGCGCUCAGCGUUGUGGAUGUAUUGUCCUGGCCUUGGGCUAAAGCGUACACAGCAUUCAGUGUAUGUUUACUGACGAGAUGCAUCUACAACCUGUAUGAAGAGGCGAAAGAUCCACUCAUUCAGUCCGCUCUAGUAAACAAACUCUCUCAGAACUCACCCGAUGGCAGGACAGGCGAUGACAAUGUCAAUAAUGAAGAAUUACAUUCAACUGUUUUGUGGUAUCAGGCCACGGAUAGCUUCUGUAUAUGGGUCCUUGUGAACACACUGUGCUGUUUUCUCCUGCUGAUGGCAAAAUGUAUCCAGUUUAUUGUGUUCAGUGAUCUCAGAACGAAUGAAAAACAGAACCUCAAGGGCAAAAUCCGGAACUUUCUAUUCUACAAGUUCAUCUUUCUCUUUGGUGUGCUGAAUGUGCAGACAGAGAGGGAGCUGGCCAUGUGGUGUCUUUGGUGCUCUGCGCUUCUCUUUCUCCAGCUCUUGACCCAGCUCUGCAAAGAUCGUUUUGAGUAUCUCUCGUCAUCCUCCACCACGACUCUGGGCAGCCAUAUGCGCGUGUUGUCGGUGUUGAUGUGUUUGUUUGUAUCCUCUGGGGGGCUCACUGUCAUAUGUGGCCUGUUGGGGCUUUCCCAUGAUAUGCACACUUUCUCCUUUAUGACAGUUGAAUGCCUUAUGGUAACUAUAUAUAUGAGCCAUGCAAUUCUACGGUACACAAUUCACCUGUAUGACCUGAUCUGUGAAGAUUCUUGGGAAGAUAAAGAGGUCUGUAUUUAUUACACAGACUUUGUCAUGGAGAUGGGUCUUCUUUUCCUAGACAUGAUGCAUCAUAUCCACAUGCUGCUCUAUGGGAAUAUUUGGUUCUCUGUGGCUGAUUUGAUUAUAUUGACACAUUUACGGUUCUUGUCUCAGGAAAUGCAACACAGGUUACUUCAACACAAAAAUUACCUGCAUAUUUAUGAUGUUAUGGACAUGAGGUUUUCUAUGGCUACAAUGGAAGAGCUGGCAUCUCAUGAUGACAGAUGUGCUAUUUGCUGGGAAAAGAUGUACACAGCAUACAAAAUGCCCUGCGGGCACCUUUUCCACAAGUCGUGCUUGCGUUCCUGGCUAGAACAGGAUAUGUCAUGUCCCACAUGUAGGAUGUCUGUAAUUAUGAGUGGCAGUCAAACCAGAAAUGAGCAGGAGGGGGCAUCAUUGUCAGUCAGUUUGGGCCCAGCUGCUGUGGGAAACCCAAACAGAGCUCCAAUCAGUUACCAAAGUCACCUCUUCCAUUUUGAUGGUUCCCAAAUUGCUAACUGGCUGCCUGGCCUUUCAGUUGAAUUUGUGCACUCGCCUAAUAUGAUUAUUCUAUUGCAGGCAGAUGGCUCACAGGUUCACCAUGAGGAAUAAAUGUUUCUUUAGGUAUAGACCUACCUGAGUGAUCAUUGAAACCAACAAAUUCAGAAGAAUGUGCCACUGACUGCAUUUCUUGGCGCUUACUCUCUUGACAGAUGUAAAAAGAAUUAAACAUUCAGUUAGAGUUGGUUGAUGACACCUAUAUUAGGCAAGGGAAGUUUAUUUGUAUACCUUUUGCACAUUUCAUACACAAUGGGAAUUCAUUGUGCUUUACAUAAAAGUGAUUUUAAAAAGAAUCAUAAUCACAACAAAUGCAUAAGAAACAAAACUAACAGUAAAAGCAAAGAAUAAAAAAUGGUGUUCUAUUAGAAGGAAGACAGUGAAAGUACAGGGCAACUUUGGAAAUGUGCAAUAGACAUUAAGUGUGUUUGUGUAUAUAUGUGUAUGUGUAUAUAUAGACUUUUUUUCUGAUUAUUGUGGCCUAAAAUGACUGAAUUUGUGGCAAUAUUUACAGCAUUUCUUGUUUUGCAGUGAAAAUAUACCACAGACAACAUUCUUUUAA
Messenger RNA from Ctenopharyngodon idella (grass carp), 2067 nucleotides. RefSeq names its product autocrine motility factor receptor b (gene amfrb). Gene Ontology annotation, cellular component: cytosol; endoplasmic reticulum; ubiquitin ligase complex. The transcript has 11 exons. Gene Ontology annotation, biological process: protein K48-linked ubiquitination; endoplasmic reticulum unfolded protein response; ubiquitin-dependent protein catabolic process. The record is from RefSeq and is a predicted model, not a curated record. Gene Ontology annotation, molecular function: ubiquitin protein ligase activity. The coding region runs from base 177 to 1559 and encodes 460 amino acids. NCBI's taxonomy places the organism in Eukaryota, Metazoa, Chordata, Actinopteri, Cypriniformes, Xenocyprididae.